Molecule: messenger RNA, 6141 nt
Organism: Dipodomys ordii (Ord's kangaroo rat)
Lineage: Eukaryota; Metazoa; Chordata; Mammalia; Rodentia; Heteromyidae
Gene: Resf1
Product: KIAA1551 ortholog
Exons: 7
Coding region: 847-5586 (1579 amino acids)
Cellular component (GO): nucleus
Molecular function (GO): histone methyltransferase binding
Source: RefSeq, a predicted model, not a curated record
CUGCGCGCUGGGGCUCGCGGGCCCUGCGGCACCUCUGCCCUGGCAGCUGAGUUCGGGCGCCGUUCGGGGUCUUGGCGGGGAGGCGGAGCCGGGGCUGGCGAGUGGACGCGUCCUCCUUGCCCUGUGUCGCUCUUCCCUGGGUUGGGCUUUUGCGUUACAUUGCAACGCAGCGCCCUUUGCCGUGCAUUUCCCUAGCGGCGCUCGGUGACCGCAUCCGCCAGCCCGGCGUCCGGGAGCGCAGCCGCAGCCCGCAGGCAGGCCGAGGGGAUGACUUCCUCCCGGGCAGCUCCGUGCGCUCGCGGGUGCGGGCCGGGCGCGCUCUCCCGGGGAGGCGUAGCGCGCCGCCGGAGAGCACGGUCCUCGAGGCCCGGAGUUGAGCCGCAAGCUUUCGGGGAAUGGUUUCCGUGAAAGCAAUUCGUUUGACCAAAGUCAGCACCCCCUCCUUUUUGUGGAAGUCUUUGGAGAACAUACAGAACAGAUAAAGAGCAAAAAGAGCUUUAAAGUUGAUGCUGACCUGGAAGUGACAGUGCUCCUGCCUCUGCCUCCUGAAAAGGCAGCAGCACCACACCUGCUAUCCUGCUGCCAUCAAACUGCCACCUAUGCCUGGCGUAUUGUCAGGGCUUUCCAGAUGGUUAAGACCACCACCCUCCAAGAGAUCGCAUUUCUUUCAGGACUGUUGACCAACCUUUGCACCACUUGACGAGUGCUUGGACUAUGCAGUCUCAUCUACAGUGAGUCACAAACCACAGUGUGCACAGAGGACACAUAAUGGACAAUUAGCCACCCUUCUCUAAGUUAAGGUUCAUGACAUUCAGAGCACCACAGUGCUCCUCUAUCAGAUCAGCUAUGAACUGGAAUACGAAACCUCCGUCAUACUCGAAAAGUCAGUCAUCUUUGUUGCAUAAGUGGUUAAGGAACCAACUCAGUCCGGUGACUCAGAGUUCUUUCAGCUCUCCUGGAAGUUCACAGGAGCCAUGCAUGUAUUCCAGUGAGUCACAUCCAGCCUCGCAGCCACUGCUGAAUAUCCCAAAUUAUACAACUCAAAUCUUCGAUACUAAUAUGCAGAACAGGAUCCCUGUGUCCCCACAAACUUCUCUUGAACAAAGAACUUAUACAAAUGUUUCUGGACCCCAACUCCCAAAUCUUAAUUUGCAAAAGUCAACUGGCAUUAUGCACAAUGUAUGGUUGAACUUGCCCAUUACAAAUUCUCUGCCUUAUUCAGAGGUAGCUGUAGCUCAUCAAACUAACUUGGGAACUAAAAUGCCUAAUGUCCACACCCUACAGGGUCACAUUGUCCCAGCAGAAAGUUAUACUGCGCAACUGCAAAUGGCUCCUUCAAGUUCUCUAAGAAGUUCUGUAUCUGUUCAAGGAAAUGAGAGAAUGAACCCUUCGCUAUUAGAUGCACAGCAGUAUAUGUCUCCUGAGCUGGCAUACCCAGAUUACAGGCCACUUACAAAGCAGUACUCCCAUUCCACUCCACAGGCCGUAGUACAAGAACCCAGUAUUCAGAAACCAACCUCUAUGCCAUCUACAUCAUUGCAAGUUCAAAACAGCCUGCUUCCAGUUCCUACACAGACUAUACAGCCAAUGGAGACUGUAGCUAUAACAACCUACCAGUGUACUGCAGAGAAAAGACCCCUGCCCCCACCCUACCACCGUCAUUACAGAAUCCAGCCUCUUCCUAGAGCUCAGCCUGUUAAUAAACAAUUGUCCUCAGUGGACGUCUCCCCAAAUCCAGACGUUGCCUCCUAUGGAAAUGGGAAAGACUUCUGUAAAGGCCUUCCUCAGCAAUGGCAAAGCACUAAUGAAAAUAGACACACACAUGAGAAAUUAUAUAAUUGGCAAGAAAACAUCAAUGUCAAGCAGCCUUUUAAUGAGCCAGUUGAAUCUGUGGUUAGUAUGCAGACGUUCCCUGCAAGUAAUCAAGGGCGAAUGGAUUCUUACAUCCCAACUUCAGGUCAAAUAUUGAACUCCAAUGAUGUCACAAAAGAAAAAAUCGUGCGGGAUCUUAAAUCACUGGUAGAAAUAAAAAAGAAGUUUUCAGAACUUGCAAGGAAAAUUAAAAUUAAUAAACAUCUUUUGAAGGCAGCAAGUAGUAAAACUGAGAAUACCAUGUACACUGGGCCACCUCGGCCUUCUGAAUUGUCUGCCAGAGCCAUGCCUGCUAAAAGUGACGGCAACUGUUCCAUGGAACUGCUAGCCACGUGCCUUUCUCUUUGGCAAAAGUCACCUGCACAAGCAACAGAUGAAAGUGCUUCAAAGCUUUCCAUGGAAAGCCAGAGUGUUGUAUCCACAACAAGCACAGCAGUUGCAGUCUCCGAGCCUGUGAAAGAAGUUCCUGGGAAGAGGCUUGCUUUGGUUGAGGGAAAUUCUCACAACAAAAUGACCAGCCCUUCCCAAGUGACAGCUUUGUCCUUGGUCAUAACCCCGAGCUUUGAGUCCCCUGCUGUAAACACAAAGGGAACAGAACCUCAGGUUGCAGUGGUUUCACCCUUAAUUCUUAGUCAGGACAAAAACUUGUCUGUCAGAGGAGUGGCACUGGAAUCCCCAAGUGAGCCAGUCUAUCCAAUUAUUAAAGAAGGAAGUAUCUGUAGCUUACAAGAUCAACUAGCACAGAAUACAAGAAUACCUGCUGUUACACAUGUUGAUGUGAGUGGUUCAGGCUCAAGUGGAUUGAGCAGACAUUUCUCACUUGAGAAGGAAAAGCAGAAUGAAACAGGUAGUGGGAAUUCACAAGACCCACCUAAUACUGAUGUGAGUAAACUCUCACAAAUUGAGAAGGAAAAGCAGAAUGAACCAGGUAUUGCAAAUUCAGGAGACCCACUCAAUGCUGAUUUGAGGAAACUUCUUUCAUUUAUUGAGAUGGAAAAGCAGAAUGAGCAAGGUAUUGGGAAUUCAAAAGAACAACUUAAAGCCGAUCUAGGAAAGCAGUCUCCUAUGGGUGAUCAGCAGACUUUGUGUAAAUCAAAGCACAGUUCUUUUGUGAGUUGUGAUAUGUUACAGAUUGGAAAUAUUUGUUCUCUUGUUGAAGGUAAUGUAGCUUAUGAUUCCCAAAUAGCAAGCAUUUUCAAAUCUUCCCAUUUGAAAAAGAUUGAGGCACAUGAAAUUUCUCCAUCCUGUCCACAAAUAAUCAGUUGUGAACAGCAAAAAGUACAUCAUGCCUGUGAGAAGAAAAACUUUGAUUCCCAAAAAGAGCAGUUUGUACCCAGCUCAGAUAAUCUUCAUCAAAUAACUGACCAAUCAGAGUCUCAAGAGCCAUCACCUGGUCAGAAUGGUGAUGCAAACAGAAAAGCUGAAGCAAAAAGCGUGGACUGUACUACUCAAGAAGGCCCACCUCAGGACACGUGUUACUCAUCUAUUCAGCCAAAUACUUCCCAGGAAACCCUUCUGUCUGGCAGUAAUAUUGCCAAAGAUCCCACAAUACACGAGAGUUUCGAUGAUUCUGUCUUGUACCUGCAAGACCAACUAUCUGAACUUUUAAAAGAGUUUCCCUAUGGCAUUGAAGCCAUGAACACACACAAAGGGUUUGUGGACCAACAAAAGACAGCACAAGUCUCAGACAAUCAAAAUGGCAGUAAAAUGGCCUCUUGCCCUAAGGAGUCUACAGAUCAAAUACAGAUAACCAUAUUAAGCUCAGAGCAGAUGAAAGAGAUAUUUCCUGAAGAACAAGGUCAACUUUGUGUAGUUGAAAAGUUAGAAGAACCUCAGAAAGAAAAAUCUUUAUCACAGGCAGAGAACCAAUGUGCCUCAGCAGCACCCAUGGGAGAAAACAGUUGUGAAGAUAGGAUGAACAAAUUAGAAGAAGACAAAGUCCACUGCUGUGCCCUUGGCUGGCUCUCAGAGCUUUAUGAGGGAGUGCCCCAUUGUCAAUGUAAAGACAGUGAUAACCGCACUAAACAGGAAGAUGAGGGGAAAGGGCAGUGUUCACCUUCAGAAAUUAGCACCUGUAAAGAAGGGGAGAGGGCCCCUGAUGAAGACGUCACUAUUAUUGAAUGUAUUAGUGUUUCAAAUAAGUCUGAGACUCCUCUCACUCCAAAGCCUCAGAAAAGUCAUCUUCUUGAAUUACUCAGCAACGGACAAAAAGACACAUCCAGAAUAAAAAAGAGCCCACAGAGGGCAGCAAAAGAAUUAACUCAUCACAUUUCUUCCAGGUGUGAUGGUGACAAUCAAAAGCAUGCAACAAAGAAACAGUACAACUCAGUAAAGAUGAGACCAGAAAGGACUGAUAACUCUUCAUCUAAAGAUGACAAAUUAGAUCCCUUGCAAGGUCAGACAAGAAAAGUAAAAUGGAAAUUCCAUGACAGCACUGUUGACAUUCAUGGUAAAGUGAUAAGCUGUAAUCGGCCAGGUUUGCAGGAAAAACUACCAAAGAACCACACCCCACAAGCUUCACAGACAGCUCCCACCCUGAGUGAUCCACAGAAAACAAACAGUUCCUCGGUGCAAUCCACAGCACCAUCACAAAAAUUAAAGUUCCGUGCUGGUGGUUCUAAAGUAAAAUAUCUGGAGAAGAGGAAGUUAAACCCAGGAAGCACAUCGGAGCUGGAAAGAAAGAAAAAAAAAGUGGAUCACCAGGAGCAUGGCCAUAAUGUGGAAAGUUCACCAAAAUUAGGUAAUGUUUUAUCAAGCCAAAACAAAAAGGCAAGUGAGCAAGAAAAGGUGGAAUCCAAUCCGGUGUCCUCCAAAAGUAGAGUCAUCACAGUGCAGGAGUAUUUGAAAAGGCAGAAACAGAAGCAGAUGAUGGAGGGUAAGUCCUCCAAGAAAACCUGUGUGGAAGGCGCACCAUCUGAUCCUCAAGCUUCGAGGUCCAGUAAAUGCUCCAUGCAAGAUGGGGGCAGUGGGAAACCAAAUGAGAUUUGUGACAGUCUUUCCAAAGAGCCUCUCAACAUUUUGCCAAGUCAGGAUAACAUUAAGAUCCACCAUCCCCCUAAGGAGUUGAAAAGACAAAUCUCAAGAAAUGUAAAAGAAAAAGUUGCUGGGAAGGAGUUCGACAAAACAUGUCUUGAUAAAAAUAAAUCAGAAAAUACCUUGAGCAUUAGAAGUAAGGAAGCAAGGGCCAUCCCAAGGACUCUGCAAGUAAAGGAUCGGGGGAAAAACUACCUGAACCGCGUGGCGUAUAAUUGCACAGAGGGAGAAAGCAUUUGUCUCACCAAAUUGGACAGCCUGACACAGAAACACCCUAAAGACAAGCUGAAUCAGGAACCCAAACCAAAGGCUCCCUUUCCUGAAAAAUCUAGCGUGUUGGAGUUUAAAUUAGGCCCAGAUUUGCUGUUAAAGAAUACAAGCUCUGCUGAGGAACACAAAGACUUGAAUGCCUGUCCCAGGAAAGAGCAGGCCCCUGUGCAAGGAAUAAAAAGUACAAAAGAAGACUGGUUAAAAUGUGGAAUGACAAGGAAAAGGAUGGAAGAAAACCAUCGAGAGAUAGACAAAGCUAAGUCAAAAAUAUGCAAGAGAAGCUUCAGUGCAGAUGGAUCUGAGACACGGGAAAACCCAGGGAAAGAUUCAUCCAAGGCAGUGUUCCAGACCUACAAGCAGAUGUACCUGGAAAAGAGAAGCAAGAGCCUUGGGGACAGUCCGGUGAAAUGACCUGAACACAUGUUUCUGGAUUGGUUGACAUUUUCUGUUUGGAAUCCUUUUGCUGGACAAUAACUCUCAGGAUGGCCACAAUCAAAAAAUCUCAGCAGAGACUUCAGUGAACACUUAGGCCAUGUGCUUCAUUGAAAACCACUGCAGUAGAAUAGCACAACUAUCAACAAACACAGGAAGAUAUUUGUCAAGGCAAGCCAUAAGUUAGUUGACAUCCUUCUACAUAGCUGACGUGUGUUCAGCUGUUAGUUUAUUACUUUAUGAAGAUGGCUCUUACAGUCUGUCAGGCCCAAGUGAACAUUGCGAGGCCAUUGAGGACUUGUUUAUUUAACGAGGACUGUAAAUGUAUUUUUGUUAAUAAGCUACAUUAGCAAAACUUAUUUUUCUGCAGUACCAACUAUGAAUGUCAAAGUAUGUAUAUUAAAUAUUUUAUGACUAAUUGUAGAGGGUUUUUUUAAUCCUAGAUAUCUUCUUUUUGUACUUUGUCACCCAAUUUUGGGUUAUGCCUUGACAUUAUUUUUCAUACUUGAAAAUAAACAUUUAUUUUUUGACAAA